Molecule: messenger RNA, 693 nt
Organism: Chenopodium quinoa (quinoa)
Lineage: Eukaryota; Viridiplantae; Streptophyta; Magnoliopsida; Caryophyllales; Amaranthaceae
Exons: 1
Coding region: 1-693 (230 amino acids)
Source: RefSeq, a predicted model, not a curated record
AUGGUGGAGAAGAGAGUUGAAGAAGACAAAGGAGUUGGGAAAAAAGAGAAUGUGGAGAAGAAGAAGCACACUGAUGAGAAAACAACCUCAAGUUCUAGUGAGACUAAGAAUCUAGAUGGGCUAGUUCCUUCCCCCGGGAGGCUUGUGGAGAGAAAGUUGAAUGAUAAAUUCGCUAAAUUCCUUAGUGUAAUGAAAUACUUACACUUAAGUCUCCCUUUCAUCGAGGUAGUUAUCCAAAUGCCUUCCUACUUUAAAUUUCUCAAGGACAUCUUAACAAACAAGAGGAAGCUCAAUGACGAGCUCAUUACCCUCCCUCAUAAAGUUAGUGCACUUAUUCAACACAAGAUUCUAAAGAAAGAGAAGGACCCGGGAAGCUUUAUUUUACAUGUUAAGAUCGGUAACAUGGAACCUAGGAGUGCCUCAGCGGAUUUAAGAGCGAGUGUUAUCUUAAUUCCCCUCUCCAUUGCAAAAAAUAUCAAUAUUGAAAUGAUUCCCACAAGAAAAACAAUUCAACUAGAUGACCGCUCGGUCAAACUCCCUUAUGGUGAACUUGAAGAUGUUCCUAUUGAAGUUGGGCAUAUCAAUGUGCCACGUGAUUUUGUAGUGAUGGAUAUGAAGUGGGCAUCACCUAUGCUAUCUCUUAUAUAUAGCAAAUGGGUUAGCCCGGUUCACGUAGUUCCAAAAAAGGGUUGA